UUAGAACACAAUACACAUUACAGAUCUGUUGUAUUACACGACAGUCCUGUUUGUGUACAGCAGUGUGUUUGCUGAAGGAUGGUAACUUGAUAAAAGCAUAAAUGUAAAUGUAACUUUGCGUGUGUACUGUACAGUCGAGACGCGCACAGGUGAGUUUAGCGCAGGUGGGAGGAGCUGCUGAAAGGUAUUUGAGUAGUUGAGGAAGCAAAACACUCACUUUACUACAGACUGACGACUUGUUGAAACGUUUAACAUUUGGCAUAACUCAAAGCGUGUAUUUGUGCAUCCAAACACUUAGAGAGGGAGCGAUUUAAAAGAUUAAAAAGUCGCGCGCAAUGAGACAAGCCCCGAGGCAGCCGCUUUUUACGCACGACACGAUGUCCGGGACAAGGAAACAAUCCAGCACCGACUCGUCUGAUUCAAACCCUUUGGAUCGCUUGGGAAGCCCGAGACCGUGGUCUCCCACCUCUCGGAUUCCGCAGCAGGAUGGGCUCUACCUGGAUGCGGCAUUUCCCAUGACGAUCCAAUCCGACGUGGUGUGGAAACGACCCAAGGAGAUCUGUCAAAUUCCUCAGUUUAUCGUGGAUGGAGCCACUCGAAUGGACAUCUGCCAGGGAGUUUUGAAUGACUGCUGGUUCCUGUCAGCAGUGGCGUCUCUGUCGCUGCACCCUUCCCUUAUGGAUCGUGUCAUUCCCUCGGGACAAAGCUUCCAGCAGGGCUACGACGGCUCUUUCUUUUUUCAGUUCUGGCAGUACGGUGAGUGGAUUAAGAUACGAAUCGAUGACCGUUUGCCGACUCGUAAUGGUCAGCUGAUGUAUCUGCGCUCCACCAACAAAGAUGAGUUCUGGAGCGCAUUACUAGAGAAAGCUUAUGCAAAGCUGAACGGUGGUUAUAACGGCCUGAAUAUGGGUUUCCCUCACGAGGCGAUGGCAGACAUGACUGGUGGCAUCACGGAGGUUUUCACGGUGUCGUCUUCCUCGGAGCUGGGCUCCUUCCUGCAAUCUCUUCUCCAGAAAGGGGCACUCAUAAACUGUGGCAACUCUCAGGGUCCUCUUGAAAAGAGUAAUGAGUUUGGGAUUUUGUUCAGACAUGCAUAUUCUGUGACAGGAAUGGAGACGAUUCAAACUACCAUAGGUUCAGUUGAACUGGUGCGGAUUCGGAACCCCUGGGGCAACACUGAGUGGAAGGGACCCUGGAGUGACGAAAAAGGGUUUGAGUGGGGUAUGGUGAGCGCUGAGGAGCAGCGUCGCGUGCAGAGAGUCCAGCAGGAUGAUGGGGAAUUCUGGAUGGCUCUGUCUGACUUCCGACAGAACUUUGAUAUGAUGGAGGUGUGUCACCUCAGCGAUGACACGUUGAGCAUGGGCGGAGCCAUAAAGAACCCCUGGCAAUGCACUGCGCAUCACGGAAAAUGGAUCCCUCUCCAAGGGUCACCUCAGUUCAAUCUGACCCUUUUGGAGGAGGAUGAUGACCCCAGCGACCCUGAGCUAACAUGCUCGUUCCUGUUGGCCCUUAUGCAGAAACAUACGCGUCAGAAGGGAGUACUGCCUGUUGCAUUACAGAUAUUCAAGGCCCGAUCAGAGCGUGAUUACCUCUUCUCGCAGGAUCUGUCUCAGCUCAGUCCAGUACUCAGCAGUGUUAACGACAUUGGUUAUGUCCAACGGCGAGAGCUGGUGUUGCGUGGUCGCCUGGCACCAGGUCGUUACAUCAUCAUUCCCACAACAUCAGAGACCAAUCAGGAGGGAAAAUUCCUCCUGAGAGUUCUAACAGAGAAAGGCAACCAUACCAUACCUGUUCAGAGACCUGCAGUAGAUGCAAACACACCUACAGCGCCGCUGUCACCGUGUCUCACAGGACUCUUGUCCACAAAUGAGGCUAAAGACCUCUUCAUGAAACACUGCGCCAAGGAGUCUCACUGCAGGCCACUCGAUCUAUAUAACCUGCUGACUGAAGCCAUUGCAAAAGGAGUGUUUGCUGGUAGUGAGAAGAAACUGAGUUUGGAACACUGUAAGAGCUUCGUGGUGCUCAUGGACAGUCAAGGAAUGGGACGCCUCGACUUGACAGAGUUCCUGGCAUUGUGGGAAAAACUCAGGAGCUGGACAAGUAUUUUUAUGACAUUCGACAAAAACAAGAAUCAAGCGCUGGAGUAUCAAGAAAUCUCCCCCGCUUUAUCAGCAGCAGGCAUAGAGGUGGAUGAGUUCAUACUGCAGCUGAUCGGCCUGCGCUACACGGAGCCAGAUAUGACCAUCAGCUUUCCAGGAUUCCUCUUCCUGCUCAUGAAACUGUACAGCAUGAUGCGGAAGUUUCAGUCCUUUGAUGUGGCAGGAAUGGGAAUGAUUUCAGUAAACUGCAGACAGUUCCUUCAUAUGACCAUGUACAACUGAUCCCAGACCAGCUGUGGGACCCCUGCAGGGAACAACUCGACAUUCUUUAAAAAAACAGAUUCUGUAGUUUUAGUCCUGGAUACUGAUUGGUCAAUACAGGGUUACAGAUAUAGUAAAAUACACAAUAUAGUAGCAGCUAAGAUUCAAAACACCUGUAAAGGACUCAUGGAGGCAACAAUUAUUCUUAUUUUAUAUUUCAGGUAUAUUCUAGCAGAGGUAUGGCACUUAUGAAUUUGCUAAAUAAAAUUUAAUUUACAUUUAUGCAUUUGGCAGACGCUUUUAUCCAAAGUGACUUACAGUGCACUUAUUACAGGGGCAAUCCCCCCGGAGCAACCUGGAGUUAAGUGUCUUACUCAUGGACACAAUGGUGGUGGCUGUGGGGAUCGAACCAGCAACCUUCUGAUUACAAGUUCAUUGCUUUAGCCCACUACGCCACCACCACUCCAAUUAGAAAGUGUGUCCUUAAUGUUUUAUUAUGACGAAACCAUGUUAUAAAUCAAUAAGGCACUCAAGACCUUGCUAUACUGUGAAUAUAUUCACUCUACUAUGUGUUGUGUCUAACACAAGACUCAGUGGAGAUACACUUUAGCAGUGAUGCGUUCAUUAUAUAGCCUUGUACCUUAAUGCUUGGGUACAUUACUACAUUAAGUCUUUAAAGACAAUUAUAUAUAUAUAUAAUACAUAUUUAUAUAUAUAUAAAACAAUGAAAAGUGAAUAUACCAUUUUUACCUUAAAUGUCACAGUACUGUGCAACUGUUUUAGGCACAUAACAUGCGUCACAAAGCAUUUGUCUUAAGAUGGUUAUUUAUAUCUUCAGCUGUAGUGUGUCAAGAGGAAAUAUAAAUGUUAGACUCCCAAACGUUUCUUUUGCUAAUAGAAAAGAUGAGAAGAACAGGGAGCCCUGCAACAGAUGUCAUGGUCCCCACAGAGCCCCCCCCCACUGAAUAUUGAGUCAGUCAAGAGAAGCUUGAACAUCCUAUCUGCCAACAACCAUGAAAAACUGUGUCCGGGUGUAUCUAGGAGAAUUGGGGCUUUUUUUUAAAGGAAAAGGUGGUCACAACAAAUAUUGAUAUAGCUUUUUUUAUGCUUACUGGACUUUGUAUGAUGUUAAUUGAUAAAUGAAAACUAUUUAUGUCAUUAUUUCUGAAGACAUCCUCACUAUGCAACAUUAUUCCCAAGUGCCUAAAACUUUUGCACACUGCUGUAUUUCUGAUUUUAUUGGUGUAAUCUAUGUAAUGUAGUCAGGUGGAUUUAUUAUUUUUGACUUGAAUAAAACAAGCAUUUAUUAAUACAAAUAUGACAUUCCUUGACACUUUUCAUAUUUUAUUGCUUCAAACUACACCAAAUGUUCGUAAUUACGGUAAUUUGCGAUUAAAGUAUGUGUUGUU
Messenger RNA from Xyrauchen texanus (razorback sucker), 3769 nucleotides. RefSeq lists its product as uncharacterized. NCBI's taxonomy places the organism in Eukaryota, Metazoa, Chordata, Actinopteri, Cypriniformes, Catostomidae. Gene Ontology annotation, molecular function: calcium ion binding; calcium-dependent cysteine-type endopeptidase activity. The record is from RefSeq and is a predicted model, not a curated record. Gene Ontology annotation, cellular component: cytoplasm. Gene Ontology annotation, biological process: proteolysis.